This is a messenger RNA of Lithohypha guttulata, 3915 nucleotides long. RefSeq lists its product as uncharacterized. The record is from RefSeq and is a predicted model, not a curated record. Bases 1 to 3915 code for a protein of 1304 amino acids. Gene Ontology annotation, molecular function: SUMO-specific endopeptidase activity. Gene Ontology annotation, cellular component: nucleus; cytoplasm. The transcript has 5 exons. Lineage: Eukaryota; Fungi; Ascomycota; Eurotiomycetes; Chaetothyriales; Trichomeriaceae. Gene Ontology annotation, biological process: protein desumoylation; proteolysis.
AUGCCGACUGACAAGCAAGUGAAACAGAGCUUAUUCGAGGGUACUGGCAAAUUCGACGCAAUUAAUAUUGACGACGACGAUGAUUUUGAAGAGACUGAUCCCAUUCAACAGAAAAAGACAGGUGGUUCGGUGUAUUCAUCCUACUUUGCACCAACAUCCAAAGGUGACAAAACGAGUGCAAGGAAAGUCAACGAUCAGAGUGUAUCUGCAGAUGAGAAGAGGUUACUCGGUGUCGCGGAGUACGACUUUUCUAAGAUCCAUAGUCUCUUAAACCUGACCAGAUCCAGACCUACUCCUGCGGAUGCUGUGAAGGUUCCGAUUCCUACCAGCAGACACCCCGAAGACAUGGCAUCAUACAAGACUAACAACAAAAGCCCUUUUACUGCAACUAAGCGCCUUGUAGCCAGCCCGUACAAACCUCAAGACACUCUGAACAGGACCUCCGCAAGAAGUCAGUUCCAGCAAGAGAAGACCAAAGACAGAAGAGAGCCGGGAGCAACCCACUCAAAACAGCACGUCGCUGUCCCAAAUGACGUCCUCCCUCAUACACGUGUCGAGUCAGGCGAUGGACCUCCACCACGAAAGAAGCUGCGGAUUGACCAGCCUGCGCCUAACAAUUCCUAUAGCUCUCAAUUGAGGACACGAGCUGUCAACGAUGGAAAUCACCCUCUCAAGCGUUCUCUGGGCUCGAUGUAUGGAAUGGAAGCGAUAGAUCAAGAGAUGGAGCAUAGCACAACAAACGGGGUAAGAUCGACUGCACUUCGGAGUAUUAAGAACGACGCUGCUCCAAAGGCGAAAGCGCAGAGGCUUAUCUUGGACAACCUGAGCUCCGAUGGCGUGGCCGGCGAUGAUUUUGUGAGAAAUGCCAUACACCAGCGUCGGAAGCAAGAGCAAAAAUCUCCUGGGCAAGAUUCAGUACAGCCUCAGCACAACCCUACAAGAGCGGCUGAGAACACCCAUAAACUCAAUCACGACAUCGAAGCUCAAGACAAGCCAUCUACCCGACUGAAAGCCAGCCAUGUUACUCCUCGAGCAUCGAAGAUUGAGCAACGACUUAAAGGCGAAAGUCCCGACGCCCUACAAGAGGGUUUCCACUCACCAUCAAUCGAUAGAAAAUCGCGUCAUGUGUCGCUGAGUCCUACCGAGAAAGCGAGACCACUAGGACAACACUUCCAGCUUGAUACCUUCGUCUCGUGCAAGUUUUGCAAGGCGAAAAACUGCCAUCUCGAGAUACAAGAGCAGACCAAAUCAAUCGAUAUCAGUUACAAAGAUGAAGAGACGAUGAAGGACGGACUCUGGCCAGAUAUUCCUGUCAAAAAGAUAACUGACAUGAUCUGGCCUGACGAAGGAGAAUGCAGGGUCGUAAUGCUGAAAUUUUCAGCAUGUGACCUACUGCCAGGAACGACUUGGUAUCUCGAAUUUAACUCACUUAAGGAGAUGACUGCAUUUCAUUCACUUGUGCUCCGGAUUGAUCCUACUAUCAAGAUGAGCCAUAGAUCGAGUGCAAGACUGCAGGCAGCUCUGACUUCAGCAUACGUCACUACUUCACAGCCUGUGAAAAACCCACUGAACACGUCGACGGCUGAUACUGUCACAAGGUCAUUCUCUGACGGAAACUCUGAAGCUGUACGAAAGCGCCCAAGGCUUGUUGACCACCUUGACGCACCUCCGAGGAGAGCUUCAGAGCAUGUGAAAUCUGAAUCUCGCGAAAGGCUCCGAGCCUCCGCUAGUGUUUCUCGAUCACAGGAUGCAGAAUUUCGACAAAGCCGUAACACCUUGAGCAGUCGGCAAACUCGCUCAGGAGUGGUGAAAAGGCCGGAAAAGGAGCCGACUCCACCUAUACAGAUUGAUGCGGAUCCUCGCCGCAGAGAUCCUGCUUGGGUCAAGCCGCUCGUAUACCCAAAAACAGGGAAAAAGGAGACGGUGACCUGGGACGAUUUGGGCAGGUUAGAAGACGGCGAGUUUAUUAACGAUUCCUUGGUCGGGCUCUUUCUUCGGUACCUGCAAGUGAACGCGAAUCCCGAGCACCUCAAGAGGAUGCACUUUUUCAGUACUUUCUUUUUCGAAACUCUAGUAAAGAAGGGGAAGCGACAAGUCAAUUAUGAAGGUGUCAAGAAUUGGACGAAAAACGUCAAUAUCUUUAGCCGAGAUUUUAUUGUCGUUCCUGUUUGCGAGAACCUCCACUGGUAUGUUAUGAUACUUUGCAACCUCAAAGCACUGGUCGAUCUGGAGGACCAACCGCAAUCCGAGAAGGACGAGCCUGAGACGAACCCUGCGAUACACGAAGACAAGAAAGAGGUUGUGCCUACGAAGAAUAUUCUCGAAAGCGACGUGAUGACGAGAGACCAACUUGCCGACGAUAGAAGCGACUUUGAAUAUGAGGAAACAGACUCGAAGAAAAGGCGGGCAGGACGAAAACCGAGAGUUGUCGUGCAGAGGAAGUACGAUGUCAACGGACCGAUUAUCAUCACCUUGGAUUCUCUAGAUAUGAGCCGAAGUUUGACCGCAGGUCUGUUGAAGGACUAUCUGGUUGAGGAGGCAAAGACGAAACUUCACAAGGAUAUUGACAAAAGCAGCAUUAAAGGAAUGAGUGCCAAGGACAUACCUCAUCAGGGCAAUUGGUACGAUUGUGGCAUGUACUUGUGCAUGUACCUGGAACAAUUCAUGGCAAACCCGCACGACUUUGUGAAAUCUCUUCUGCGAAGGGAAAGCAUUAUCAAGUGGCCACAACGACUUCGCAGCGAUGCACUACGUGACAGGCUCUAUUACUUGAUGGACGAAUUGUACAAAUCGCAAGACGCAGCAGAACAAGCACACCUACCACUAGUCGGCAGAAUCCUAAUCAGAGACGAAGAUUUCGAGCUCCCUCGUGAGCGGAAGCGCCAAUCUAUGCUGGCAGGUCCGGAAGAACGCAGAAGGAUGAAAGAGAGCCUCGACUUUGUUGGUAACUUUUAUGAUGAGCGCGAUGCUCGAGGAGGCUCAACGGUUGAUAUUUCCCACGGGGUCGUUCGAGGCGCAGUCACGCCAGAGGACCUCGCCGCCGGGACAGAAAUCCUCUCGACAAGUCGUUAUUUCGAGCAGGCUCGGCAGCCUAUCAUUGUUGACGAUGACACUGACACAGGGAUUCAGAAAAGUGCUUAUGCAACACCACGUCAGUCUGUCCAGUUGCCUGUGCGGGACCUGCACAUAUGGCGAAAUGGUUACAGCCUGGGUGAUGAUGGUAAUCUGCGUGAUUUUGAUGCUUCUGCCGUUCAGAAGAUUAGAGAUUACCAAGCAGCGCCAUACCCUUUCAAGGAUGAUUCUGGUUGCGAGUAUUUGUGUAACCUCAUCCACCACGAGCAAGACUUCGUGAAGCCGGAAAACCGACACAGACGGCGCAACGUUCAAGUUGAACGAUCGCCCCCACACAAGACUUAUACGAAGACGAAAGAGACAUCCUCGCCGCAACGACCAAUGUCGGGUCUCUCGACAAACACCAGGCAUCCUGACGGCGACCCAGCUCAACUAGCUCGGCGGAUCAGGGAGCAGCGAAGUCCCAGUAUACACGACAAAGCUGCGAAUGGCACUAUGACAAGGCUUGCAGAGUCGGGUCCUGCAGAAGAGCCUCGAAAUUUGCGGGGCAUUUCUGUUUCCACCGAUUUCUUGACCGGGACGAACAGUUACGAUCAGCUUGGCGACGAUGAAGAUGUUACCAAUAAAGACAUGACGCAUCGUCAUACCACUCAUCAAGACGACGACGGAUCGUCCUUCGCGGGAUUUGACGAUGAAGCAGCGUCAAAUGGGCCACAUACUACCAGAGACGAGACGCAAUCGAGCAACCGGACCAUACCAGAGAGUGUUUACGAUGACAGGGGUCAUCGAGUUGGUAAUCAAACUCGUGAAGAGCCGGAUCUCAUGCUGCUUGACAAUGAUUGA